UGCUGCCGUUGAAUCUUGCGGAAUCGUGCGCGCUGUAUGCCUCGGUUCGGCGUGUGGGGGUUGGGCCGUUUCAUCCAGCAUUUCUGGGCAAGCAUCUCGGUUGCGAAGCCAAAUGGGGAGAGGGCGGUCCAACUGAGGACAUCUUGUGCCGCUACGAAAUCUUCCUUCCAUUGGUUCGUAUUCUUUGGGUCCGCGGAUAAGGCGAGGAUCUCCGCCAAGAUGCCGAUCAAUCUGGCUGGCGCCGAGGAGGGUGUCAAACAGCCUCCCAUCCUGGGCUCGGGUCGGCGCAAAGGUCGGCCGCGCAAGCUGCUGCUGCCUCCCUGCUGCUCGGUCGUGCCGCCGGCCAAGGCCACGGAGCUCAUCCACAGGACGAGGAAGGCCCGCACCCACAACGCCAUCACCAACUACUUUUCGCCGCGCCGUCCGGACGCCGGCGCCGUACUGGAGGCGGCCGAGUGUCCGCCGCUGGCCGGGCCGGCUUGCACGCCGCCCGAUCAGGGCGCCCGCCGCCGCCGCUCCUGUCUGGCGCUCGCCGAGGACGGCUGCGAUGAGCCGCUGGGCACGAGCUCGUCUGGGCCGCCGGAGGAGGCCGUGCUGGAGGCGGCGGCUGCCGGCGCACCGCGCACUCCCGUCAGCCCGCACAAGAUCCAGUCGCUGGACUGCCAGCCGCUGCCAAUGCGGCUGGAGUCGCGGCCGCGCCGACCGCCCCUCUCGCCGGCGCUCAUCCUCAACAAGCCCAAGCAGGCGCGCAAGGCUGCCUCUGCCAAGGCCGGCCGCAGCAAGCGGCCCAGCGGCGGCGGUCCGGCCGGCGGCGCCGCACUGCCGGCCGCCGCCGCCGACGGCAAUCACAAGCUGACCGACUACUUCCCGAUCCGGCGGAGCAACCGGCGCACCAAGCGGGCCCUGGAGGAGGAGCGCUCCUGCCAGAUUCGCAGGCGGCUCGCCAACGACUGCGACGAGGGAUUGGAGGUGGCGCUGUUCCCGGGCAAGGGGCGCGGCGUGGUGACCACGCGACCCUUCGCUCGCGGCGAGUUCGUGGUGGAGUACGCUGGCACGCUGGUGGACCUGGAGGAGGCCCGCCGCCGCGAACGCGUCUAUGCCCAGGAUCAGAACACAGGCUGCUACAUGUACUACUUCAACUGCAAGGACCACAACUGGUGCAUCGACGGCACGCCGGAGACGGCCCGGCUCGGCCGCCUGGUGAACCACAGCCGGCACGCCAACAACUGCGUGACGCGCUCGAUCGAGGUGGACGGCCGGCCGCGGCUCGUGCUGCUCGCCAGGAACGACAUCGCCAAGGGCGAGGAGAUACUCUACGACUACGGAGACCGCAGCAAGGAGAGCCUCGAGCACCACCCCUGGCUGGCUUCGUAGUUUGCCGGCGCUCGCACCGGCCACCCAUCACUGCCAAGCACUGGCGGCGCGGCUCGCCCUAGCCGCCCGGCGCUGCCUGCCCGUUUGUCCGUCUGUGCGUGUGAAUGUGUAUGCGCGCGUGCGUGCGUGUUAGCGCGUGGGUGUGCGGCGUCAGCUGUAGAGCGGCGCCGUGCCGUGACGGCCGGCACUUGCCAUUGUGUACACUCCGGUGACGGCUGCUGCGAUCGGACUGAUCAGGCAGAUGAAUGUGUGCGGUCGAGCGGCUGCAGCGGCGGCCUCUCCGUUGACUUCACUCAGCGCCGGCAGGCGGCGCUGGCGACUUGGCCCGCGUUCUAUGCGGCCGCCUCGGUGCCGCCGCUGUAUCCAGCCGCGCUCAGGAGGCCGAUGCGGAGUGCGGCCGAGCGCCCCGGGACCGCGCUACUGGUGCCCUCAGCGGCAGUGUCGCCGGCCUCUGAUCGGCCGCCGCUCCGCCCGGGACGCGACCGGGGCCAGAGCCGUGCCCCACUCAGGAUUCUGUGUAGUGACGUUGGUGCCGCGCUACCCGGACGCUGCGGCCGCAACCGGCCGACGCCCGCUCUGCCCGAGGAGGAGACCGCGGCGCCCGACCGACCGACCGGCCGGCCUGGCGCCGCCCGAGCUUGUGACGCCCGAGCCGGCGAACUGGCGCUGUGUUAUGCCCGAAGACGGCAUGUUAAACGCGGCGGUAACUGGGGCCUGGUCCCAGCCAACGUCUGGCAUUACCGUAGUGCUGUGGUUUACUGCGUUGCGAGAGACUGACGGUGGAGCAGGCGCUCUCGCCAAUUCCGAUCAGUUCCAGGUGACGCCUAUGUGCGCGACGAUCCACUAUGCGAACGCUGGCGUUUGCCGCACAGCUCAAGUAUUACCUACCAUGCCUCCUUGUUCUUGGUCUUGUUAUUACCUGUCGACGCCUCGCAUUUUUGUGUGGUAUUAGGUCCCGCGGACUUCGCGGCUUGAGCGCGCGCCACGUAGCGUGACAUGUUUUACUGGCAGGUGGGCGAUGUUUCGUUUCUGGCGCGAAGACGGUUGCGCGGCUUUGGACUGUUUUCGUAUUGUUUUCCCUUCAGCUUUCCCUCGUCAUCUUUUGUCUGCACUUGUUUUCGCGUGCGUUUGCUGCGUGUACAGUUUGGUGGUUCUGUCUUAAGCGAUAAGUUUGCGCGGCCGCCUUGCGUGGCGGCGGCGCCCUGUUCCUGCCGGCGCUGCUCCGCCGGUGCCUGUACCACUGCCGGCGGGGCGGCACCUGUAUCCGUGUACGGCGGGCGGGACCGAGGAUGUGCCGCCGAUGCCCGGAGGUCGAUCCCGGGUCUGAGCGCCGUUGGGGCCGACCCCGCUGUGACCCUGCUGACCCGCGGGCGCAGCGACGCUCGGGCCGCUGCGCACACCCAGGCGGCACCCACCGCUGUCGCCCGAACCAUGUAAAGUAUUUCCAUUCGUAGAAGUUCAAAUACAUUUUAGCCAGCUGUU
This is a messenger RNA of Pollicipes pollicipes, 2856 nucleotides long. RefSeq names its product N-lysine methyltransferase KMT5A. The coding region runs from base 37 to 1374 and encodes 445 amino acids. Gene Ontology annotation, molecular function: histone H4K20 methyltransferase activity; transcription regulator activity; protein binding. Gene Ontology annotation, cellular component: nucleus; polytene chromosome. The transcript is spliced from 8 exons. The record is from RefSeq and is a predicted model, not a curated record. Gene Ontology annotation, biological process: regulation of transcription by RNA polymerase II; regulation of DNA damage response, signal transduction by p53 class mediator. Lineage: Eukaryota; Metazoa; Arthropoda; Thecostraca; Pollicipedomorpha; Pollicipedidae.